CGAUCCUAUUAUCCUACAUAAGCCCUUUAGGGGACCUAGUCCGAAUCCGGGUCGGAAUGGCCUUUGCUAGGGUUUUUGUUCCUUUCCCUCCGUCAUCCUCCUCGCGACCCUCUCUUCUCUUCCUCCCAAUCUCCCACCUCUCUAUCCCCUUCCAAUCCAUCCGUAACCUCACCGUCUCGGCUUCCUCCUCGGCCUUAAAUUCCUCUGAUUCAGUGGAAAUCGAAGCUCCAAAGACCCAUCGAUGGAGACCUAUGUGUCUCUACUACACGCAGGGUAAAUGCAUCAAGAUGGAUGAUGCUACCCACCUUGAGAAGUUCAAUCACAAUUAUUCAGCAGACCUGAAAGUGAAUGUUACUCGCCUGAAUAGAUUGAGGCCUCAAGAUCUAGAUUACCUAUUGGUUCUUGAUCUGGAGGGGAGAGUUGAGAUUCUUGAAUUUCCUGUUCUGAUGAUUGAUGCCAAGACUAUGGAAUACAUUGAUUCAUUCCAUAGGUUUGUAAGGCCAAGCUUAAUGAGUAAGCAGAAAAUUAUGGAAUACAUUGAAGGAAAAUAUGGAAGAUUUGGAGUCGACCGAGUAUGGCAUGAUACAGCAAUCCCUUUUAAAGAUGUUCUCGAGGAGUUUGAGGUAUGGAUGACUAAUCAUCACUUGUGGAAAAAGGAUCAAGGAGGAUCACUUAAUCAUGCAGCAUUUGUGACCUGUGGGAAUUGGGAUUUGAAGACAAUGAUCCCUAAGCAGUGCAGAAUUUCAAAGAUAAAGAUGCCCUUGUAUUUCAUGGAGUGGAUUAAUCUAAAGGACAUUUAUCUCAAUUUUUACAAGAGAACGGCAACAGGAAUGAUGACGAUGAUGAGGCAACUUGAGAUCCCAGUGUGGGGAAGUCAUCAUCUUGGUCUCGAUGAUGCUAAGAAUAUAGCAAGAGUUCUUCAGCAUAUGCUCGCAGAUGGUGUGGUCCUGCAGAUUACUGCAAGGAGGAGUGCUUCAUCUCCUGAUGAGCUUACCAUCAGUUCUCUCAUGGAGACCUCGGCUGCUAAUGUGGAAUCCAGAAGCAAGGACAUGCAGCAAAGUUCGGGUAAAAGCAAAGAUUAGCACAGCAACAGAAAACAGUGGCAGCAAAUUUUUUUCUUCAUUCCUCCCUUGCACACUACAUCUUGCAACAAAUGCAAGUUUUACUUUGAAGAAGCUCGCAUCAAUGCUUCAAAUGCAAGAUGACACAUGAAUAGGGCCAACUCUCUCAGACUCAGCUCGUUCAUGCAGAUGGAGUGUUCAUUGAGGCAGAGGAUCGCAGUUGCAGUGCCAUCCUUCGAUAAAAAGAGUGUGAUCAUAACAGAUGGGAGGUCGAUACCUCUCCCCCCUGUUCAGAGGAUGUCAUGGUCAGAAUACUGAAAAUGUGACCUGCCAUUUCCAAAUUGUUGCAGGUUUAAAUGCUGCAGCUGGAGCUCAUGACAUGAUGCACAUGGCCAUGAAAGUCUGUGAAGCUAUUUGGAGGACUUUGUUACCUGGGUGGGCCUGAGAGCUUUUGUAGCCUCAAAUGCUUAAUUAUCUUAAUAAAACAAGAGUAGGUGAAUUUUCUCCAUCCACAUAUGUUGCUUUUGGCUUGGAUAAUUCCCUUCUGUUCUUAUUUUCUCAUUCUUUGUGUAUUGAAUGCCAAGAGCCCCUUUUCAA
Molecule: messenger RNA, 1658 nt
Organism: Phoenix dactylifera (date palm)
Lineage: Eukaryota; Viridiplantae; Streptophyta; Magnoliopsida; Arecales; Arecaceae
Source: RefSeq, a predicted model, not a curated record